Molecule: messenger RNA, 468 nt
Organism: Arvicanthis niloticus (Nile rat)
Lineage: Eukaryota; Metazoa; Chordata; Mammalia; Rodentia; Muridae
Source: RefSeq, a predicted model, not a curated record
AUGAGCAGCAAAGUCUCACACCACACCCUAUAUGUGGCUGUGUGGGAAAUCCUGCAUAGGAACCAACACAAGUUUCUGGAGAUGGUGGAGUUGCAGAUCAGCCUGAAGAACUACAACCCUCAGAAGGACAAAUGCUUCUCAGGCCCUGUCAGGCUUAAGUCCACCCCUUGCCCCAAGUUCUUGGUAUGCAUCCUGGUUGACCAGCAGCACUGUGAUGAAGCCAAGGCCAUGGAUAUCCCCCACAUGGACAUCAAGGCGCUUAAGAAGCUUAAUAAUAAUAAUAAGUUGGUCAAAAAGCUGGCCAAGAAGUAUAAUGCCUUUUUGGCCUCUGAGUCUCUGAUCAAGCAAGUCCCACGUAUCCUGGGCCCAGGCCUAAACAAGGUUGGCAAGUUCCCCUCCCUGCUGGCACACAAUGAAAAUGUGGCGGCCAAAGUGAAUAAGGUGGAAUCUACCGUCAAGUUCAGAUGA